AGGAAAAGCAAUGGCGACGAGGAGCUCUGGCUUUUUACGAACCCAAACAAGCCGCGGAAAUCGAAGCAAAAACAUUUUUAAUAAAAUUCGACAUGGCCAAAUCACUGGGGUGGGGCUGACUAGAGGGACUCAGGUUCCUGUAGCUCUCCUGGAGGAGAGAGAUAAAAGAGCUCAAUGGCAGGGAAUUCCAGUGUUAUUGAGGAGACUUCAUGAGAGCAGCCACCCUAACAGUGAUCUCACCAAGAUUCACAGCGUGGUCAUGGAACUGUCGUCAUUGCUUUCUAUGGAGGCCAUGUCAUUUGUCACAGAGGAGCGCAAGACACCACAGGAGUCUGUUUCACCCAAUACGUAUACGUUUGACCUGUUUGGAGGAGUUGAUUUGUUUGUGGAGAUUCUGAUGUGGCCAACGCUCACAGUACAGGGAGACCUACCCAUAUUGAGUGAUGAUCUCAUCAAGGAUUGUCUGAGUGUUCUUUAUAACUGCUGUAUAUGUACAGAGGGCGUAACAAAAAGCCUUGCAUUGAGGGAUGAUUUUGUCAUGUUCCUUUUCACCCUCAUGUCUAACAAAAAGGUUUUCCUACAAACCGCCACUCUUAUUGAGGACAUUCUAAGUGUGAAGAAGGAAAUAAUUCAACUUGAAGAAAUUCCCAACCUGCCCAGUCUGGUCCAAAGCUUCAAUCAGCAGCAGCUGGCCAACUUCUGUCGUAUCCUCUCCGUCACCAUAUCAGAGCCAGAUGUGAGUGUAGACGACAAACACACCCUCCUGGCCUGCAGCACCCAGCAAAAGGCCAACCACCUGCCAUCACGUGCUGAGAACAACCAGGUGGCUCUGCUGAAUAUCCCAGGCUUUAUUGAGCGUCUUUGUAAGCUGGCCACGCGGAAAGUUACAGAGGCAGAAGGUGCUUCUGCCCGGUUGGAACUGGAGGACUGGCACAGUUGGCUUGACAAUGCCCUGGUGCUGGAUGCUCUCAUGCAGUUAGCAAUUGAGGAAGCGGAGCAGAGCAGUACAGAGUCAUCUGACGAGAGUUCACUGUCUGCCAGUCCGCUCAGACACCGGCUUCCUCAGUCCAUGAAGAUAGUCCAUGAGAUCAUGUACAAAGUGGAGGUUCUCUAUGUGUUGUGUGUGUUGCUUAUGGGCAGACAGAGAAAUCAGGUUCACAGAAUGCUGGCAGAGUUCAGAUUACUUCCAGGACUCAAUAACCUGUUUGAUAAGCUGAUCUGGAGAAAACAGCCAUCAAGCCAUGUCUUACACCAACAGAACCAGAACUGUGACUGCAGUCCAGAAAUCUCAUUCAAAAUUCAGUUUCUCAGACUGCUGCAGAGCUUCAGUGACCACCAUGAGAAUAAGUACCUCCUCCUAAGUGGACAGGAGCUGAAUGAACUGAGUGACAUCUACGUCAAUGCGAACAUCUUUGAAAUGGAGGCACUGAAUAAUACAGACAGGAAUCUUGUGUGUGAUGGUAAAAAAGGGCUUCUCACACGGUUAAUCUCAGUUAUGAAGAAGGAGCCAAUUGAUUCUUCAUUUAGGUUCUGGCAAGCAAGAGCAGUAGAGAGUUUUCUGAGAGGGACGCCUACAUAUGCUGACCAAGUGUUCCUGCUAAGAAGAGGCUUGUUAGAGCAUAUUCUCUAUUGCAUCAUCGACAGUGGCUGUAAGUCCCAUGAUGUCCUUCAGAGCUAUUUUGACCUACUUGGUGAGCUCAUGAAGUUCAACAUUGAUGCCUUCAAAAGAUUCAACAAAUACGUCAACACUGAGGAAAAGUUUCAGAUGUUCCUUACUCAGAUCAACAACUCUCUGGUGGACUCGAACAUGCUGGUGCGAUGUAUCAUCCUUUCUCUGGACCACUUUGAGAGCCAGACUAAUGACAUGAAAGUUGUAGAAGUGUUUUCAGAGUGUCGUCUCUUAUCCUACAUGGCUCAAAUGGAGAACAGGUUGACCUUCCUUUUUAGACUUAUCAACAUCGUCAAUGUCCAGACUCUCACCCAGGAGAAUGUUAGCUGCCUUAACACCAGUCUGGUAAUACUGAUGCUGGCAAGGAGGCGGGGCAAGUUGCCCUUCUAUCUGAGCGCUUUGAGAGAGAAGGAGUAUACAGAGAAAUACCCCGGCUACCUGCUCAACAACUUCCACAACCUGUUGCGCUUUUGGCAGCAUCACUACCUCAACAAAGACAAGGACAGCACCUGCCUUGAGAAUAGUUCUUGCAUUCCCUUCACCUAUUGGAAGGAGACGGUCUCAGUACUGCUGGGUUCUGGUAAAAGCUCAAGCUGUGCCAUUGCCUCCUACAUUGAUGAAGCCUAUAGGGACCUGGACAGGGACUUCUUAGAACUGUGACUGUAGAGACUCUGAUAUUUUGAGCUACUGAGAGGACUCUGAGAGGAAUUUCAUCGACAUAUCUUAGUUUAUAAGACCUGCUCCAUUCAGAUGCAUUAUAAAAUAGGGGUGUGUGUGCCAUGGGUGUGGAUGUAGGUGUGAAUGUUAUCUGGGUAUUCAUGUUAGUGAUUGUGUUGAUCUGCUUGUUUGUGUGUUGGCUGGCUCUGGUGAUAUCAUGGUUCAGAGUAUUACCUGUACAGUGAGUGCGUGCUUGGGAUUAUAUUAUACUACUGUAGAGGUGUGUGUGUUUGCAAUGGCACUGGACUUUGGAUGUUUUAUUGUCAGUCCAUAGAUUUACAGCUGCCUUGUUCUCUAGUGCAAGAGCUCUCUCAACUCUCAUGUAAGUUGAGUCCUCACACCUGGAACACAUUUCUCUAAGCAGUCAGGAAGAGCCUCACUUCCCACCAUCCCUCCCUCACUGCAAAAAAGGCUAUGAAAUUCAGGUACAUCUCAAAGUCUUAUGUUGGUGGUUGGCUUAGUUUACAUACUUUUCAGCCCCACACUCUCAGAAUGAUGACACAGUUGCAAGAAAAGUAAAUAAAGAAAUUGUUUUAUCACAACCAUGACUCGUAUACAAAUUGUUGAAUGUUUUAAUGUUUGUGCAUUUCAGCAGUCUUUAAUACCGCAGAGUGACUAAUCCAUUAUAAGAUUUAAGAAAUAUGUACAAUUGUUAGCAGGCUACUUGGUGGCUUUGUUUCACAGUAAUGUUAAUUAACCAACCAUAUCGUUCGGAAAGUCACCAUUCUGAAUCCCAUUCUUGCGUUUUAUAAAUGUACAUGUAGUGUAUUGUCCAAUUUCACAAUAAGGUUAAUUUGUCAGUCUAAGUAAAACGUUUUUUUAUUUUUUUUAUUCGAUUUUUAGGGCAGUUUCAUUCAAACGAUUAAUUGGUGGGCUGUAUCGCUAUCGCGCACGUGGGUUUUCGACAGGAAGGAACGCGUUUUCUAAGGUGUGGCACUUAUACAAAUUGUUGAAUGUUUUAAUGUUUGUGCAUAUCAUACUGCAGAGUGGUUAAUCCGUUAUAAGAUUUAAGAAAUACGUACAACUGAUGACAGGCUAACUGGCAGUGUUUCACAGGAGAGUAAAUUAACCAACCAUCGUUCUGAAAAAUGUCGCGGCUGAAUCACCUUAUUCACAGCAGCGCCAUCUUUGAUUUUUAAUGGGAAUGACAACGAGGCUGUGAUGGAAAGACUUUUACAGUCUCUUCAAUGGGCUGUACUGCAGUUUAAAGUGUUUUUGGAUCGUUCCGUGGACGAUUCAAGAACAUUCAGUGGACAUAAAACCCCAGACAACAGGUGUGGAAAAUCAGAUGUGAUGUAGGAGCUUUUUACAGCUUUAUACCAUUCGUAGCAUUGAAGAGAAGAGAUGGUCAGCCUUGUUUUCAUUUCCAUUUAAAGUCAAACAUGGCGCUACUGUGAAUAAGGCUAGUAUAUAUUAGUGGGCCGAAUCCCAUUCUUACGUCAUUAAUGUAAGUGUAGUGUAAGGGUCCAAAUUCACCAUGAGUUUUUAUUUGUCGGUUUAAGUUACAGUAUUUUCCAUGUAAUAAUAAUGAGAUGCAAACUUUUCAUUGGCAAGCUGUAUCGUGCACGUUUUUCUGAGGUGAUGCACUUUCAGUUCACGACUAAUUACAUUUAUCUGGAAGUAAAUACUUGACUUUUGAAAAUAACACGAGAUUAAUUACGUAAUAUUAAAGACGGAUGUUACCUACAGUUGAAUCAAAAUUAUAACUCAUUGCUCUUUACAUAACAUAACAUUGCAUCCAUAAAUAUUCAAUGAACUACUUCAGUCUUUUG
This is a messenger RNA of Myxocyprinus asiaticus (Chinese sucker), 4158 nucleotides long. RefSeq names its product short transient receptor potential channel 4-associated protein-like. The coding region runs from base 11 to 2329 and encodes 772 amino acids. Gene Ontology annotation, cellular component: Cul4A-RING E3 ubiquitin ligase complex. The record is from RefSeq and is a predicted model, not a curated record. Gene Ontology annotation, molecular function: phosphatase binding. Lineage: Eukaryota; Metazoa; Chordata; Actinopteri; Cypriniformes; Catostomidae. Gene Ontology annotation, biological process: ubiquitin-dependent protein catabolic process. The transcript has 19 exons.